AUGGGUGCCUUUGCAAGUGGGGUGCAGAGUCCCCAAGUGCCACCCGAGCCUGCCGGCUGCCUGGCCAGGGACUUUCGCCUGGCAGCCAGUGUCUUUGCUGGGCUCCUUUUCCUGGCCUAUGCUGUGGAGGUGGCCUUGACCCGUGCCCGGCCAGGCCAGGUGGCCAGCUACAUGGCCACAAUGUCGGGGCUCCUCAAGAUCGUCCAGGCCUUCGUGGCCUGCAUCAUCUUUGGGGCGCUGGUCCAUGACAGCCACUACAGACGCUACGUGGCCACCCAGUGGUGUGUGGCUGUCUACAGCCUUUGCUUCCUGGCCACAGUGGCUGUGGUGGCUCUGAGUGUGAUGGGCCACACAGGGGGCCUGGGCUGCCCCUUCGACCGUCUGGUGGUGGUGUACACCUUCCUGGCCGUGCUCCUCUACCUCAGCGCUGCAGUCAUCUGGCCUGUGUUCUGUUUCGACCCCAAGUAUGGUGAGCCCCGGCGGCCCCCCUACUGCCCCAGGGGCAGCUGCCCCUGGGACAGCCAGCUGGUGGUGGCCAUCUUCACCUACGUCAACCUGCUCCUCUACGUGGCAGACCUCGCCUACUCCCAGAGGAUCCGCUUCGUGCCUGCCCUGUAGCCAGCAGGCAGCAGCCACUACCUCUGCUCUCCAGGGGCUCGUGAAGGCCAUCCAGGUGAACGGGGAGCAAGGUGGAGGCAGACCACCAGGUGGGCUGCUCCUGGACUUCGGGCCGUGCUCAGCAGCUUGGCCCAGGAACGGUUGGCAGGGGGACGGAGGGGCAGGAGGCAAGGGGAGGAGCUCCACUAGCCAGCUCCCAGCCCCUCUAUCUUCUCUCUGUCUGUCUGUUUCCAUCUCUCCCUUUCUCCCUCUCUCUCACUCCCUCCUUUUGUCUCUAUCUCCAUUUCUCUCUGUAUUUCCUGGCCCCCCCUGGCUCAGUGCUGGUCACUGUAGCACAUGAGAAGCUUUUGAAGCAAGGGCUGUCGUGACCCACUUUGCAGAUGGAGACACCGAGGCUGGGACUUAGGAAGCAGCCCUGGGUGUCCUUCAGUGCCUGGAGACUGCAUUUGGGCUGGGUGGCCUAAGUAGAGUUGGGAAGGGGACGAUUCCCAGAGGUAUGAGAAGAGGUGGGAAAGGAGCCCAGGAAGGGGCCAGAGCCCAGCCAGCAGAGGGGUCUGGGGAGCCAGCUCCAUGGCUAGCCAUGAGGGGGCAGCUCUCCCAGCAGGACCUGCUGGGGCGUCUGUGCUAGCGGGAGGAGGAGGAGCCAGGAAUCAGGACCCUGCCUCUCCUGCUCUGAGUGGCCACAACUGUGGGAAGCAGGUAGGGACUGUGUUGAGAUCACAUGGGGCAGCCCCUGCAGCUGGAGAUGGUGCAGGUGGCCUGCAGGAGCCCACGGAGGCCUUAGCCCAAGAGCACAGCACGACGUGGAGAGCCCGGGUUCCCACCACUGACUCCGACACAAGAGCUUCUGCAGUGGCUGCCGUGGGCCCAGGGGAGGCUGGCCUGGAGCAGCACUGGAACACGGGGCCUGGGCUCUGGGCACUCCUGGCUCUUGCAGGCCCACAACCUCUGCUCAAGCAUCCUGCACCUGGCUGCUGAACACCAAGGCCUGCUGGGGCCACCACCCUCCAUACUCCAGCCUGCUUCUCUGUCUUGAGAGCCCAGCCUGGGCCAGCCAUGGGCACCCACUGGCUGCCCCUCAGCUGGCCUAGGGCUGAAGCAGGAAAUAAACACGAUACUGAUUUGCA
This is a messenger RNA of Manis pentadactyla (Chinese pangolin), 1745 nucleotides long. RefSeq names its product myeloid associated differentiation marker like 2 (gene MYADML2). Lineage: Eukaryota; Metazoa; Chordata; Mammalia; Pholidota; Manidae. Gene Ontology annotation, cellular component: membrane. Bases 1 to 618 code for a protein of 205 amino acids. The record is from RefSeq and is a predicted model, not a curated record. The transcript has a single exon.